UUUUGUUUCAUUUGGCUUAAUCUCCCCCUUGGUGUUUUCUUUCUCUCCCUUGCAAUGCAAGUAACAAAAUUUUUCUAUAGGGAGCUAGAAAUGGAAACCCCUUGUUCUUCAUCAUCCUCAUCACCCCUUUAGAAUUUUCCUUGGAAAUUCUUUCAUACAAAUAAAAAAAAGGGAGGAAAAUUUUUAACAAAAAUAUUAAAAGGAAAAUGGUUAGAGCAAUAGAACAAGAACAGGAAACUUAUAAAUCCAAAUUAUUCCAUUUUAAAGGAAUGUUUGAGAAUACAGGGAGGCAUUCAAAAAGUCUAAGCAUUGAAAGUGCUAGCACAUUAGAUCCUACUUCAGAUGAUGAUCCUGUUUCAUCAAGAAGUCAAGGAUCCAAACCUCUUCAACAUGAUCCUCUUCCUAACAAGUCAAGAAUAAUCAAGGAGGAAAUUGUAGCCAAAGAAGCCAAAGAGAAGCUAUUACUAGAAAUGGAACAGAUGAAGGAGAGAUUUGCUAAACUACUAUUGGGAGAGGAUAUGUCUGGUGGAGGAAAAGGUGUUUCUUCGGCUUUGGCAUUGUCGAAUGCGUUAACGAAUCUGGCUGCUGCUGUUUUCGGUGAACAAAAGCGCCUCGAGCCAAUGGCGGCCGAAAGGAAAGCGAGAUGGAGAAAAGAAAUCGAUUGGCUUCUUUCGGUCACUGAUUACGUCGUUGAAAUGGUUCCAACUCAACAGAAAGGCAAGGAUGGUUCAACCAUGGAGAUUAUGACGACGCGACAACGGACCGAUCUUCACAUGAAUAUCCCGGCCUUGAGAAAGCUUGAUACAAUGCUUAUUGAUUGUCUAGAUAACUUCAAAGAUCAGAAUGAAUUCUAUUAUGUAUCGAAAGAUGCCGAUGAUCCAGAUAGGUCAAAAGGUAAAAAUGAGGACAAGUGGUGGUUACCAACACCUAAAGUACCUGUAGAUGGUUUAUCUGAUACAGCAAGAAGAUUUUUGCAGUAUCAGAAAGAUUGUGUGAAUCAAGUACUUAAAGCAGCCAUGGCUAUAAAUGCUCAAACUCUAUCCGAAAUGGAGAUUCCUGAAAGCUAUAUCGAAUCCCUACCUAAGAACGGAAGAGCAAGUCUAGGAGACUUGAUCUACCGGAAUAUUACCGAUGAAUUCUUCGAUCCUGAUCAGUUCCUAGCGACAGUGGACAUGUCAUCGGAACACAAAAUUCUAGACCUAAAGAACAGAAUUGAGGCAUCAAUAGUUAUUUGGAAGAGGAAAAUGAACCAAAAAGAUACCAAAUCAGCUUGGGGUUCUGCUGUGAGUAUUGAGAAAAGAGAACUCUUUGAAGAGAGGGCAGAAACCAUCUUACUUCUCUUGAAGCAUAGAUUUCCAGGGCUUCCUCAAUCUUCAUUAGAUAUAAGCAAAAUCCAAUUCAACCGGGAUGUAGGGCAAGCUGUUCUUGAAAGUUAUUCAAGAAUAUUGGAAAGUUUAGCCUUUACGGUACUGUCAAGAAUCGAAGAUGUUCUCCACGCAGAUUGCCAAACGGUAAGUCCAUCACAAGGAAGAAAAAGCAGUGUAAGAAAUCCAGUUCCAAAGCCAGACAAAUGUCCAACACCAAGAGAAGAGGUCGACAGGAGCAGCAGCGCGGAACCACCUUGUUCGAUGACACUAUCGGAUUUCAUGGGCUGGAACAACGAGCAAGGUGAAUCAGACAUGAACAAAAAGGAUCCCCUCGCUGUUUCAGAUGAUUCGGACAAAGAUACUGAUAGUGGAAAGCUUGGAAAACUUCCACCUAUAGUAACUGAUAAGAAAGUGUCCUACCUUGAGAACAUAGGAGGCAUGAGAAGUCCGACAUCACGCCAUUGAUUAAGCUAAAAAAAACAACAGCUAUAGCUUCGAAAGAGGGAGAGGAGCGAAAGACGAUUUGUUUAUUAACUCUAGAUAUAUCAAUUUUUUCUUCUUUUUUGUACAUAAAAAGAUGAAGAUACAAAAUCAAAAAGGGUUUCAAACAUGUUGUCAAUUAUGAUAUCCUCCUUGUAAGAGGGAUUUGAUGUAGUCUGGCAGAUACAAAAUGUGAUUCUUAAUUCUUUACAUGAA
Messenger RNA from Vicia villosa (hairy vetch), 2063 nucleotides. Its product is annotated as rop guanine nucleotide exchange factor 12-like. The transcript is spliced from 7 exons. NCBI's taxonomy places the organism in Eukaryota, Viridiplantae, Streptophyta, Magnoliopsida, Fabales, Fabaceae. The coding region runs from base 207 to 1832 and encodes 541 amino acids. Gene Ontology annotation, molecular function: guanyl-nucleotide exchange factor activity. The record is from RefSeq and is a predicted model, not a curated record.